GGUGUGGAUGUCAAACUCCAUCAGGUCAACUAGAAACUAAUUGCAUAUUUCUCUAUUUAAACAUGACAGAUACAGUACAGACUACUUUAUUCUUCUUAGCAAUUGGAGAGUUUUCAGUGGGGAUCUUAGGGAAUGCAUUCAUUGGAUUGGUAAACUGCAUGGACUGGGUCAAGAAGAGGAAAAUUGCCUCCGUUGAUUUAAUCCUCACAAGUCUGGCCAUUUCCAGAAUUUGUCUAUUAUGUGUAAUACUAUUAGAUUGUUUUAUGUUGGUGCUGUAUCCAGAUGUCUAUGCCACUGGUAAACAAAUGAGAAUCAUUGACUUCUUCUGGACACUAACCAACCAUUUAAGCAUCUGGUUUGCAACCUGCCUCAGCAUGUACUAUUUCUUCAAGAUAGCUAAUUUCUUUCACCCACUUUUCCUCUGGAUGAAGUGGAGAAUUGACAGGGUGAUUUCCUGGAUUCUAUUGGGGUGCGUGGUUCUCUCUGUGUUUAUUAACCUUCCAGCCACUGAGAAUUUGAAUGCUGAUUUCAGGCGUUGUGUGAAGGCAAAGAGGAAAACAAACUUAACUUGGAGUUGCAGAGUAAAUAAGGCUCAAUAUGCUUCUACCAAGUUAUUUCUCAACCUGGUAACGCUGCUCCCGUUUUCUGUGUGCCUGAUGUCAUUUUUCCUCUUGAUCCUCUCCCUGCGGAGACAUAUCAGGCGAAUGCAGCUCAGUGCCACAGGGUGCAGAGACUCCAGCACAGAAGCCCAUGUGAGAGCCCUGAAAGCUGUCAUUUCCUUCCUUCUCCUCUUUAUUGCCUACUAUUUGUCCUUUCUCAUCGCCACCUCCAGCUACUUUAUUCCAGAGACGGAAUUAGCUGUGAUUUUUGGUGAGUUUAUAGCUCUAAUGUACCCCUCAAGCCAUUCAUUUAUCCUAAUACUGGGGAACAAUAAAUUAAGACGCGCAUCUCUAAAGGUGCUUUGGACAGUAAUGUCUAUUCUAAAAGGAAGAAAAUUCCAACAACAUAAACAGAUCUGAAGAAAAACUAAGCUUUUCUAGGACAAACAAAGAUAAGAUGUUUCUAAAUUAACUUCAGUUGUUGCGUUAAUGUUUUAUGGAUUAAUGAUUCCUAAAACUUAAUUAGUAUAUCUGUAAUUGUAAUGUAGGGAAUCUUAUGUACAGCUGGCUGGAUCUCUGUAUCUCUGUGUCUGACUCUGUCUGUGUCUCCCUGUUUCUCUCUUCUCUCGCUCUUCCUUUCUUUAGAGUUGCUGUUUUUUAAAACGUGUUUCAGAACAAAGAGAAAUUAAUAUCCUAAUAUAAACUAUUGAGAGUAGAGGGCAUUUUCAUAGUUCUAAACCCUGUUUCCAGAUGCAAAGUUGUGUGACCAAUUCAAAACAACUGUAAUAGGAUCUUGCUGUUAUUUGCAUCUUUAUGAAAAGCAACUAGUUCCUUCUCAUAGUCUUCAUUAGA
This is a messenger RNA of Piliocolobus tephrosceles (Ugandan red Colobus), 1451 nucleotides long. It is a transcript of the gene TAS2R7, whose product is annotated as taste 2 receptor member 7. The record is from RefSeq and is a predicted model, not a curated record. Gene Ontology annotation, biological process: sensory perception of taste; detection of chemical stimulus involved in sensory perception of bitter taste; G protein-coupled receptor signaling pathway. Gene Ontology annotation, cellular component: membrane. Gene Ontology annotation, molecular function: G protein-coupled receptor activity; bitter taste receptor activity. Lineage: Eukaryota; Metazoa; Chordata; Mammalia; Primates; Cercopithecidae. Bases 63 to 1019 code for a protein of 318 amino acids. The transcript has a single exon.